Messenger RNA from Nanorana parkeri, 1844 nucleotides. RefSeq names its product protein NDNF-like. The record is from RefSeq and is a predicted model, not a curated record. Gene Ontology annotation, molecular function: protein binding. The coding region runs from base 171 to 1805 and encodes 544 amino acids. The transcript has 4 exons. Gene Ontology annotation, biological process: extracellular matrix organization. Lineage: Eukaryota; Metazoa; Chordata; Amphibia; Anura; Dicroglossidae.
CAGACGGAACAGGUAAAUAGCCCUCAAUAGUACAUGUAACCGACUUCAGACCUGGAGAAUAAAGAUCUAUGGGACCAGAAGGAAGGGGAUUGUAAGAUUUUAAAGGACAAGGCUCACAGCAUACUGCAAGUCUUCUCAGGGAACACUGGCACGGAUAACACGAGGAGACCAUGGAUAAGAUUGCUAUGUUGCUCCUUUAUCUGUCAUCCCAUAGUCUUCCCAGUCUGGCGGCCCUAUUACCCCCAGACUCUAAUUACAUAACGGAUAUCUGGAGGAAUCUUCCAAUUGGGCACAAGGUGGAUGGAUUUUUGUCUGUGGAUAUGCCCAUCAGAUAUUAUUUUAACGUGAACAGGAGUCUGAGUGCAGUGACUAUAAGAGUAACGCCUUGUGAAUCGCCAAUCCUGUGGACACUGUCUUUUCUAACUGCUCAUGGAUCUCUUGAGCAAUGGGGUUCUCAUCAGAAAUAUCGGCACAGGACUUCUCAGACAUUGUUUUCAUUUGAAGGAAAUGGGGAGGAGACAGUCUCUACAGCGGUGACUUCAGGUGGUUUUUUCUAUCUUGAUAUAAUUUCACUUGAGUCUGACACCAGCUUCCAAGUCUUUGUCUGGAACAAUCAAGAUGACAUUCCUCCAUGGCCACAGCUUCCCUCCGAUCCACGUGUCGAUGUUUUGUCUGCACAAGAUGAUACUGUCAAGCUGUCAUGGAAGCCCAGCUUAGGGCCUGCUGAAGCUAACUUUGAGUAUUGUGUAUUCAUAAAUAAAAAACAUAACUUUAAGACACUUUGUGCUACUCAGUUGAACACAAUGAAAGAUGUGGAAGGUCACCAGGACACUGAAGAUGACAUGACCCUAAAUGUAAUUACAGAGAGCUUAAAAAAUAAGAUUAAUGCUUACCCCAAACCCUCUAAGAGUUUGAAGAUUCCAGGGGUGGUUGAGCAUGAAACUAAUGAAUUUUGGUCUUCUCAGAGCCUGUCCGGAAGUCAAAGGGUAUGUGUUGGGCCAAGGACCAAUGCUACAAUCCAUGGUUUAAAGCCUAAAAGUCUUUACUACUUUGAUGUGUUUGCACUGAGCCGAAAGCGUGGUACUAGUGUGGCUUACACGGGAACUUUUGCUGAAACUAAACCAAAACACAAAUCACAAGUGCCUAAGCUCCCCAAUGAUGAAAUGGUGGACAUAUUUCUGAAAAGCAAAGGUAUAAAAGUCAUAGCUGUUGACCCACCCUCCUAUGGAUUCAAAUGGCUUUUUGUCCAUUCCUGCCUUCAUAAAGUACAUAUUCAGAUCAUGUUAAAUGGACAAGUCCAGCUGUCUCAAAGUCUUCAAGGAGCUCAAAAUUUUAAGCUAGGUGGGAAUUCAAAGGGCAACUUUAUAAUUAGCUUGAAAUCAAGUAAAGGAGGUCUAGGUUUGGUAAAGCUCUUUACUACCAACAUACACAACAACCUCCCAUUUCCCAGCCUUCCCUCUGCCAUUAAUUUUUCUGCUUCAAAAAGAUCAUGUUCCUCUGCCACACUCACCUGGACCAGCAAUGGAUAUGAAAACAAAUACUGUAUUUAUGCCAGACGCAUAGAGCAGAAUUUGGACCUAAGACUUAUCCAGAAACACCAGAAUGGGUGCCUAAGCACUAGCUACCGAGCUCCAGCCGAGAGAGUACUUUGCCGAAAAGUUGGAAGUAAGACUCUUAUAGAAGAACACAUCACAGAUCUAAAACCUGGAAAAUCCUAUCUUUUCGACUUGUACUUCAUAGGUCACAACAACACCACAAUAAAGUUUCCAAGCCGAGCGGUAAAGACUCAGGAAUCGUGUACCUGAAAGUAUCCCCUCAAUUUAAGGACAUCUGGACUCAUGGUA